AUGAUCCGAAGAAAGAAGAACGUGAAGAAGGGCAUCCAGUUCUGCCUGAUGGUAUGCGGUGCUUCAGGCACAGGCAGGACUACCUUCGUCAACACCCUCUGCGACAAGAGCGUACUCACCCACAAGGAGAGCGACGAUCCUAACUCGGCUCACAUUGAGGAUGGCGUCAAGAUCAAGCCCAUCACCGUCGAGCUCGAUGAGGAGGGCACUCGUAUCUCACUGACCAUUGUCGACACCCCCGGCUUCGGUGACCAGAUCGACAAUGAGGCCAGUUUCUCGGAGAUUGUCGGCUACCUCGAGCGCCAAUAUGAUGACAUCUUGGCCGAGGAGUCGCGUAUUAAGCGUAACCCCGUUUCAGAGAUAACCGAGUCCACGCUCUCCUCUACUUUAUCACCCCCACCGCUUGCCGAGUCCAAGAAGCUCGUCAUGGAGGAUAUCGAGCACUACCGCAUCCCCGUCUACAACUUCCCCUACGACAUCGAGGAGGAUGACGAGGACACUGUCGAGGAGAACGCCGAGCUCCGAGGCCUCAUGCCCUUCGCCAUCGUCGGAUCCGAGGAUAUUGUCGAGAUUGGCGGCCGAACUGUCCGUGCCCGCCAAUACCCCUGGGGUGUUGUUGAGGUUGACAACCCCCGCCACUCCGACUUCCUCGCCAUCCGAUCCGCCCUCCUCCACAGCCAUCUCGCUGAUCUCAAGGAAAUUACCCAUGACUUCCUCUACGAGAACUACCGUACUGAGAAGCUUAGCAAGAGUGUUGAGGGUGGUGCUGGAGUUGACUCUUCGAUGAACCCCGAGGAUCUUGCCUCGCAGUCCGUCCGUCUCAAGGAGGAGCAGCUUCGCCGCGAAGAGGAGAAGCUCCGCGAGAUCGAGGUCAAGGUGCAGCGCGAAAUCAACGAGAAGCGACAGGAGCUCCUUGCCAGGGAGUCCCAGCUCAGGAGAUCGAAGCCCACGAACUGCGAUGACAUCGAAGAGUACCUGGCUAUAUGGAGGCUGCAGGAUGAAGUGAAACAGUAA
Messenger RNA from Parascedosporium putredinis, 1014 nucleotides. The record is from the annotation of a GenBank genome assembly. NCBI's taxonomy places the organism in Eukaryota, Fungi, Ascomycota, Sordariomycetes, Microascales, Microascaceae.